Messenger RNA from Olea europaea var. sylvestris, 1107 nucleotides. Its product is annotated as protein NRT1/ PTR FAMILY 5.6-like. Gene Ontology annotation, molecular function: transmembrane transporter activity. The transcript has 4 exons. Lineage: Eukaryota; Viridiplantae; Streptophyta; Magnoliopsida; Lamiales; Oleaceae. Gene Ontology annotation, cellular component: membrane. The record is from RefSeq and is a predicted model, not a curated record. Gene Ontology annotation, biological process: oligopeptide transport; transmembrane transport. The coding region runs from base 304 to 1107 and encodes 267 amino acids.
UUGUACAUAGGUUCUUAUCAGAGCCACUUUAGUAGCUUUAAGCUUGACAAGGAUCCUAUUCCUUAGUAAGCACCAACAAUGAUAUUUAAGUGGAAGGAAUCACAUUUUUUUUCUGAAUAAUAAUCAUUGAAAUAAUUAGUUUUUAUUAUAUUCAUAAUUGUCACCAUUUUAGACGACUCCAACAGCAGUCAGCAACAAGAUAUUCUGCCCUAUAUAAGUAGAACCAAGAAAGUUGCAUACCUCCAACAAUUUCUGCUAUCUUGAGUGGUUUAGUAUACAUAAUCCUGUGUGUCUUGGUGCUUGAUGAACCAUAUGGAGCAAACAAAGAGACAGAAAUCACUAGAUAUUGAUGAAGAGAAAUGGGUUUAUGAUUCUUCUGUUGAUCACAAAGGAAGAGUUUCUGUCCGAGCUUCCACCGGUGCAUGGAAGGCCUCCCUUUUUAUUAUUGCAAUUGAAUUCAGUGAGAGGUUGAGUUAUUUUGGACUAGCAACAAGUUUAAUCAUAUACCUUACCAAGGUGAUCCAUCAAGACCUAAAAAUUGCGGUUAAAAGCGUCAACUAUUGGAGUGGGGUAACAACUAUGAUGCCACUGCUUGGAGGAUUUCUAGCUGAUGCUUACCUUGGCCAAUUCUCUACUGUUCUUGCCUCAUCCAUUGUUUAUCUCCUGGGCUUGCUUCUUUUAACAAUGUCAAGAUUAGUCCCAGGCUUGAAACCUUGUGAUUCUGGGUUGUGCCAUGAACCCUAUAAGGUUCAUGAAGUUGUGUUCUUUAUUGCAGUCUACUUGAUUUCAAUAGCAACUGGAGGGCAUAAACCCUCUCUGGAGAGCUUUGGAGCGAAUCAAUUUGAUGAUGAUCAUCCCGAAGAAAGAAAGAAGAAAAUGUCAUUUUUCAAUUGGUGGAAUUCUGGGCUAUGUUGUGGCCUAUUACUUGGUGUAACUGUGAUUGUCUACAUUCAAGACCAGGUUAGCUGGGCUGCAGCAGAUAUCACUCUUUCAGCUGUCAUGGCUUCAACUAUAGCGAUUUUCUGUAUGGGACGGCCAUUUUAUCGUUAUAGAUAUUUUUUUAUGUGCCUAAGUCGUGUACUGUUUGUAGCCAUGCCUUCUACUUGA